GGCCUCUAUAAAAGGCGCGGUGCUGGGUUAGCUCAGGCGGAGUCGGUUGGGGAAGCAAGUGGAGUCGUCUGGGUGUGAUUAGGUUCGCUGCCAUCAUGAGGGAGAUCGUGCACCUGCAGGCCGGGCAGUGCGGGAACCAGAUCGGGGCCAAGUUCUGGGAGGUGAUCAGCGACGAGCAUGGCAUCGACACCACCGGCACCUAUCGCGGCGACAGCGAGCUCCAGCUGGAGCGCAUCAACGUAUACUACAAUGAGGCCACAGGUGGGAAAUACGUGCCCCGCGCCGUCUUGGUGGACCUGGAGCCCGGCACCAUGGACUCGGUGCGCUCCGGGCCGUUCGGGCAGAUAUUCAGGCCCGACAACUUCGUGUUCGGUCAGAGCGGAGCAGGAAACAACUGGGCAAAGGGCCAUUAUACGGAAGGUGCUGAAUUAGUUGAUUCCGUGUUAGAGGUUGUAAGAAAAGAGGCAGAAGGCUGCGAUUGUCUCCAGGGCUUUCAGCUUACUCACUCUCUCGGUGGUGGUACGGGCUCUGGCACGGGGACCCUCCUCAUCAGCAAAAUUCGUGAGGAGUACCCAGACCGAAUUAUGAAUACUUUCACUGUUGUGCCCUCCCCUAAAGUGUCAGAUACUGUAGUCGAGCCCUACAAUGCCACACUCUCGGUCCACCAGCUCGUGGAGAACACUGAUGAAACGUACUGUAUUGAUAAUGAAGCACUAUAUGACAUAUGCUUCGGAACACCGAAGUUAACUACUCCAACGUAUGGUGAUCUGAACCAUUUAGUGUCAGCAACCAUGAGCGGUGUUACCACCUGCCUGCGAUUUCCAGGCCAGCUUAAUGCUGGCCUUCGGAAGCUGGCAGUGAAUAUGGUUCCUUUCCCCCGUUUGCACUUUUUCAUGCCUGGUUUUGCCCCGCUCACAAGCCGUGGGAGCCAGCAGUAUCGGGCUUUAACCGUGCCAGAGCUCACACUGCAAAUGUUUGAUGCAAAGAACAUGAUGGCUGCGUGUGACCCACGUCACGGCCGCUAUCUGACCGUAGCUGCUGUGUUCAGGGGCCGUGUGUCAAUGAAAGAGGUUGAUGAGCAAAUGCUGAAUGUUCAGAACAAAAAUAGCAGCUAUUUUGUUGAGCGGAUUCCUAAUAACGUUAAAACGGCAGUUUGUGACAUUCCACCUCGUGGCUUAAAGAUGUCUGCUACCUGACGGACCACCUUCAUUGGUAACAGCACAGCCAUCCAGGAGCUGUUCAAACGCAUUUCUGAGCAGUUCACUGCCAUGUUCCGCCGAAAGGCGUUCCUGCACUGGUAUUCGGGUGAGGGCACGGAUGAGAUGGAAUCCACAGAGGCCGAGAGCAGCAUGAAUGAUCUGGUCUCUGAGCAUCAGCAGUACCAGGAUACUACAGCUGAGGAGGAGGGGGAAUUUGAGGAGGGGGAGAUUGAGGAGGAGGCCGAGUAAAAGCUAUGCAGGUGAACACCUGUAGAUUUUGUUUAAAGCUGUUUGAACUCUUUUAAAGCUAUGCAGGUGAACACCUGUAAAUUUUGUUUAAAGCUGUUUGAACUCUUCCAUUCGAAAUGUUCUCUGUUUGUGUUGUGUUCCUUCUCUGUCUCAAGAUCACUUCAAAUGCUGUGCAG
Messenger RNA from Cuculus canorus (common cuckoo), 1624 nucleotides. RefSeq names its product tubulin beta 4B class IVb (gene TUBB4B). Gene Ontology annotation, cellular component: microtubule; cytoplasm. Gene Ontology annotation, biological process: mitotic cell cycle; microtubule cytoskeleton organization. Lineage: Eukaryota; Metazoa; Chordata; Aves; Cuculiformes; Cuculidae. The record is from RefSeq and is a predicted model, not a curated record. Gene Ontology annotation, molecular function: GTPase activity; GTP binding; structural constituent of cytoskeleton. The transcript has 5 exons.